This is a messenger RNA of Betta splendens (Siamese fighting fish), 3802 nucleotides long. It is a transcript of the gene zftraf1, whose product is annotated as zinc finger TRAF-type containing 1. Lineage: Eukaryota; Metazoa; Chordata; Actinopteri; Anabantiformes; Osphronemidae. Bases 577 to 1707 code for a protein of 376 amino acids. The record is from RefSeq and is a predicted model, not a curated record. Gene Ontology annotation, cellular component: nucleus. Gene Ontology annotation, molecular function: zinc ion binding. The transcript has 7 exons.
UGCCACAACAAAACAUUCCGCUGUCAGCCAAUUCACGGCUCUACACAAGUACUUGCUGGCACGUACAGGCCGAUGCAGAUACACGCAAAAUACUUACUUUUAAACCGGCAACUUCUGCUAUUAGCCGCGAUCGAGAACCUGCUUGAGUAAUAUCGAAUCUGACCCGGAGUCGUAAAGGCUGUGCGGGGCGAAGUCGGGGGAGACGGACAGGAAAAAAAACAAAGAUGGCUGUGUAGCCAGAGAGACGAGUCCCAACAGAACUGUGUCUACUCGCGGCUUUAAUCACCGACAGGUCCCGCGAGUCCCGUGGACAGUUAGACGGUGCCGGAGCAGGGACGGUAGAAAAGCAGCGGAGCUGGGCCGCUGAUGCACAUCGUUGUAAUCUGCUGUCAUUGCGAAUAACGGCGUCGAGAGCACAACAACAGCUGAGAGGCGCCUGAGUUGUUUUUGUUCUGCCUGGGCAAAGGGAAAGGACUGCUGUGUUUUGUCAACGUAGCUAGCCGCAUAGUCUGCUAGCCGCACUGCUCAGCCUGGUCGCGGCAGGUUCAUCGCAGACAUUUUUAGACCGUCAUCGCCAUGUCUUCACUGGAAGAGAGGGACGUGGGCGUUGCGGCCGCCCCUGGCUCCUCCUCGGCCGGCCUGGGGGUCGGGGCCGUGGGGGCAGCGGUGGAGGCUGUCGCCGGGGUCGCGGCCAUGCAGGAGGAGGUCGGGAUACGCCGCGAAGGGCCCGAGCCAGAUCCGGACGAGCCACCCAAGAAGAGGGUGAAAGUCCCUGAGGGAGAGUCAGGGAAGCUGGAGGAGAGACUGUACUCAGUGCUGUGCUGCACCGUGUGCCUAGACUUGCCCAAGGCGUCUGUAUACCAGUGUACCAAUGGACAUUUGAUGUGUGCGGGCUGCUUUAUCCACCUCUUGGCUGAUUCUCGUCUCAAAGAGGAGCAGGCAACGUGUCCCAACUGCAGGUGUGAGAUCAGCAAGAACCUAUGCUGUAGGAACCUCGCGGUGGAGAAGGCUGUCAGUGAGCUGCCGACAGAAUGUACCUUCUGCUUAAAACAGUUCCCCCGCUCCAGCUUAGAGAGACACCAGAAAGAAGAGUGCCAAGACAGGGUGACACAAUGUAAGUACAAGAGGAUCGGCUGUCCUUGGCAGGGUCCCUUCCACGAGCUCCCAGCACACGAGAGCGAGUGCUCCCACCCCACUAAGACGGGAACGGAGCUGAUGGGAAUACUGGGGGAGAUGGACCAGAAUCACCACAGAGACAUGCAGCUGUACAACAGCAUCUUUAGCCUGCUGUGCUACGAGAAGAUCGGCUUCACAGAGGUGCAGUUCAGGCCGUACCGCACUGAUGACUUCAUCACUCGCCUGUACUAUGAAACGCCACGCUUCACUGUUCUCAACCAGACGUGGGUGCUAAAGGCCCGCGUUAAUGACUCUGAACGCAACCCCAACCUCUCCUGCAAGCGCACCCUCUCCUUCCAGCUCAUCCUCAAGAGCAAGGUGAACUCUUCCCUGGAGUGCUCCUUCCUGCUGUUGAAGGGUCCGUACGACGAUGUGCGGAUCAAGCCGGUCAUCCAUCACCACUCCUUCAGCAAUGACGCUAAUGAGACAGAUUACGUCCCUCUCCCCAUCUCUGAUUCUGUGGAGUGCAACAAACUGCUGGCUGCCAAAAACAUCAACCUGCGCCUGUUCAUCUUCCAAGUCCAAAAGUAAGGAGGAAGAAGAAUAAGAGGAGGAGGAGGAGAAGGAGGAGGAGGAGCACGAAGGAUUGGGGUGAUGCAAGCUGUGGGGGAAAGAAGAGAGAGGAUGCGAUGAAGAUUAAAAAGACACCACUGAACCACUGAUACCUCUUAACUCAACACACACACACACACACACACACACACACACACACACACACACACACAUACACACAAAAUAUAAAUAUUCACACGCCACUAAUUACACUUACCUCUUUUUACAAGAUAGUGAGACCCCUUGCUGGGGAGUUGUGAGUUGCUAUGGAGAUGGGUGGGCAUUUCUAUGGGAUAGAGGGGUGGGGGUUCCUCUGAGAUGGUUGGUGUGUACGUGCAGUGGCUCUUUUAAGGUCAGGAUGUGCCUGACCACUCACCCUGACACCUACAGCCAAAGGUAGCACACAUGCCGACCAAAGCAGGAUUUGCAUUUGUUUUGUGUGUGUGCGUGCGUGCGUGCGUGCGUGCUUGCGUGUGUGUGACUGAGUUACUCGAUGGACCCUGGGGUGCAGCCCAAAGUCUGCUUGCAUGUUUUAAAUGUCCCAAAGACAAUGUGAUAAUGUGAAAAUAGAGCAACUGACUCUACUGAGCUGUUCUUCGGACAUGUGGAUGAAUGUCGAGAGAACGAUUGUGUAUGUGUGUGUAAAAAGUGUUUGUUCCCUUUCCCCUCCCUUUAUUCACUUAAGGCCCAAUUCCCACCAACCAUUCAUUUUUGUUUUAGCAAAUAUUGCCCCUCAGACAUUGUCAGAGCAGACAAAAGGCGACAUCCCCCCAUUUAACCCCCUUUUACCUUUCACCAAGAGGAGAGAUGGCCUGGCUGCAUGCAUAUUUUAUUUCUUUGACUUAUUCCUGCAGCUGUGGUUAUAUUUAACCUUCAACACUAAUACUAUUUUUAUUUCUCUUAACCCUCUCUUAAUAUUUAAGUACCUGUGAACUUUUUAUUUUCCUUUUAGUUUGGUUUUAGCAUGUGAACAGCUGCCUGUGUGAGUGCGUGUGGAUAGAUAUUCUAGUCAAUGUCUCCUGCUGUGCACCACAAUACAACUCAUAGACCACAGGACCAGCAGAUAUCAAAAAGCCAAAGCCCCACAGUUGCUUUUUUAGUUGCAGGAAUAUCUUUAGGUGUCCAUUAAUAGUCACUGAACUGAAGUUCAAAGUUUUUUUUUAAGUAACUUGUUUGUCAUUGAAAAGCAAAAAUAUAUUUAAUUUAAAAAUGAUUUUUUUCAGUUUGGAAGCCAGAAAAUAUGGAGCAUUUUGCUUCAAAUGUUUCCAAAAUCAAAGUCUUUAUUAGAAUAGUUGCUGAUGAUUUUACUUUUGAUUCACUCAUUGAUUGAAAACAUUUUUAGAUAAAAUAUAUUUUGACACAAUGUUGGCAAAUAAAAGCUUAGCUUCAACAGAAGAACCAAAACUAACUGACGUACAGUGAAACCUGGGGCUGAUUGCAUUCUAGGUCUUAUAUACCAAUAAUUGAAUUUGAUGGGAACUUGCAGACAACAGGAGACCAGCAGUAAAUCGUUGCUCUCAAACAGGCUGAUCCGGCCACAGGGACGAGUCUGCAGCAGCCAGGGGAUCAAACACAAACGGCGAGCACAGAUCUGGACCCGUGUGCUCCAAGCUCAACAGCCCCCUGGAGAAGACUUUACUAGAAGACAAGGCUUUGGCUGGUGAUGAGUUGUGUGGGCGUGUGCGUGUGCGUGUGUGUGGCAGGGGUGGGGGCGGGCGGUUUUACCUUACCACAGCGAUGUAUUAGUGUUAGACUUACUUGAAGAAGAAGAAGAAGAUGAUGUUACUUAAGUAGAUUCUACUGUAAAGCAGAUAGAUCUCUCUCCUCCUGACCUCUACUUCCUGUACUUGUGUUUUAAUGCUUCGUCUCUAUGACAGUGGCUCACUCAUCUCACUAUGGCUGUACAUGUGCCUUUUAUUAAAGAUCAUGGAACCUGCACUGCUGCUCACGUUUUUGUGUGGAGCGUGUCUGAAUGCACAAGGGGCAAAAAUAGAGCUGGCUUUGUGAAACGGUGAUCAUAUGAAUUAUGCAUGUGGUACUGCAGUUAUGAAAUAUAAAUUUACUUUUAAAGCUU